Messenger RNA from Tachyglossus aculeatus (Australian echidna), 912 nucleotides. It is a transcript of the gene GJD2, whose product is annotated as gap junction protein delta 2. The transcript is spliced from 2 exons. Gene Ontology annotation, biological process: cell communication. Gene Ontology annotation, cellular component: connexin complex. Bases 1 to 912 code for a protein of 303 amino acids. The record is from RefSeq and is a predicted model, not a curated record. Lineage: Eukaryota; Metazoa; Chordata; Mammalia; Monotremata; Tachyglossidae.
AUGGGAGAAUGGACCAUCCUGGAGCGGCUGCUGGAGGCGGCGGUGCAGCAGCACUCGACUAUGAUCGGGAGGAUCCUGCUGACGGUGGUGGUCAUCUUCCGCAUCCUGAUCGUGGCCAUCGUGGGCGAGACGGUGUACGAUGACGAGCAGGCCAUGUUCGUGUGCAACACGCUGCAGCCGGGCUGCAACCAGGCCUGCUACGACCGCGCCUUCCCCAUCUCGCACAUCCGCUACUGGGUGUUCCAGAUCAUCCUGGUGUGCACGCCCAGCCUCUGCUUCAUCACCUACUCGGUGCACCAGGCGGCCAAGCAGCGCGAGCGCCGCUGCUCCGCCGUGCCGCCGGCCCCGGAGCGGGAGCCCCCCGACGGGCCCGACGGGCCCGACGGCGACGCCCCCAAGAAGCGCCCGGCGCUCAACGGCGUCCUGCAGCCCGCCGGGCCCGAGGCCAAGGAGCCGGCGGCGGGGCCCCCGGGCCCCCGAGGCCCGCGCCCGGCCGGCCGGCCCAAGCUGCGGCGGCCGGAGGGCAGCAUCUCCCGCUUCUACGUCAUCCAGGUGUUCUUCCGCAACGCGCUGGAGCUGGGCUUCCUGCUGGGCCAGUACCUGCUGUUCGGUUUCCGCGUGCCGCGCCUGGUCGAGUGCGACCGCUACCCCUGCGUCAAGGAGGUGGAGUGCUACGUGUCGCGCCCCACCGAGAAGAGCGUCUUCCUGGUCUUCAUGUUCGCCGUCAGCGGCGUCUGCGUCCUGCUCAACCUGGCCGAGCUCAACCACCUGGGCUGGCGGAAGAUCCGCCUGGCCGUGCGGGGCGCCCGGGCCAAGCGCAAGUCCCUCUCCGACAUCCGCGCCCGGGACCUGCCCCGGCCCAGCCUGCCCGCCUUCGGACGGACGCAGUCCGGAGACUCGGCCUACGUCUGA